This is a messenger RNA of Drosophila persimilis, 14386 nucleotides long. RefSeq names its product low-density lipoprotein receptor-related protein 2 (gene mgl). NCBI's taxonomy places the organism in Eukaryota, Metazoa, Arthropoda, Insecta, Diptera, Drosophilidae. The coding region runs from base 1 to 14367 and encodes 4788 amino acids. The transcript is spliced from 14 exons. The record is from RefSeq and is a predicted model, not a curated record. Gene Ontology annotation, molecular function: calcium ion binding; protein binding.
AUGAAUCCGACGCCCGUGGGCAUUGGAUUCGGGUUUGGUCGCAAGCCGCCCCCCAACAACGCAAAAAUGCGCUCCCGCUGGCGACCCCGGUCCCGCUCCCGCUCCCGGCCAUCGGCUCUGACCGUCCAGGGGGGCGUGGAGAGCGACAUUCCGCAUACCGCCGCGGCGGAACCAACCGAAACAUUCCAGGCCACAGUCCAAAAACACAGUGAGGACAGCAAUCACUCGAGGAUCCAGGAUCAGCAUCAGCAUCAGGAUCAACACCACAAACAGCAGCUGCAGCAGCAGCACCACCACCACAGCAAACAGCACAGCCAGUUGACAACCCUGGCCGUCCUGCUACUGGCCCUCGUGGCCAUCAACCAUCUGGAUAGCCUGCUUCCGUGGGCACCGGCAACGGCCACGCGGAUCGAAGGAGCGCGUCAACGUCAUGGAUCACCAGGUGGCAGCCUCAGCAGCAGCAGCCCCAGCAGCGGUGGCACCCUGGACGGCAUCAUCAGCGGCGGCGGCGUUAGCAAUGCGGACUGUCCCACGGACCUGUUCCGCUGCAACAACGGGAAAUGCAUCUCGCACCAUUGGGUCUGCAAUUACCAGAAGGACUGCGACGACGGCGAGGACGAGAUGCAGUCAUGUCCCCCGCCCGAGUGCGAGACGCCUCAACUGAACUGCGGACAGUACGUGUUCAACAAGACGUACUGCAUUCCCCCGCACUACCGCUGCGACAUGAUCGAGGACUGCGAGGACAAGUCGGAUGAGGCGCAGUGCACCUAUCGGAAGUGCCAGCACACGGACGUCUUCUGCAAUGCCCCCAAUGGUGCUGCCCCCGCGGAGGGCACCCGCCUGGCCGGACCCUGCGUGCCCAAGGAAAAGCGCUGCGAUGGCUACCUCGACUGCCGUACCGGACGCGACGAGGACGGCUGCAACGGAGUCGCCUGUCGCCUGGAUCAGUUCCGCUGCGCCAACGGACACAAGUGCAUCGAUGCGGCCCUCAAAUGCAAUCAUCGCGACGACUGCGGCGACAAUUCGGACGAGCAAGGAUGCAACUUUCCGCCCUGCCAUCACGCCCAGUUCCGGUGCACGAAUGCCCUGUGCAUUCCGUACAACUUCCACUGCGACGGCUACCACGACUGUGCGGACAAGAGCGACGAGGCCAAUUGCACGGCCAUCGCCUGUCCGGACAACAAGUUCCUCUGUCCGCGCGGCGGCGUCAACGGUGCCCCCAAGUGCAUCCUGAAGUCGCAGCUGUGCGACGGUAAACGCGACUGCGAGGACGGUAGCGACGAGGAGACCAACUGCUCCAUCGCCUCCUGUCCGGCCCUCAGCUGCGAAUUCAAGUGCGGACCCUCGCUGACGGGCGGCGUCUGUUACUGUCGGCCCGGCCAGUCCCUGGCCCCGGACAACCGCACCUGCGUGGACCUGGACGAGUGCGCCGAGUGGGGCCACUGCGAUCAGCUGUGCACCAACACCCUGGGCUCCUACACAUGCCAGUGCGCCCAAGGCUAUACGCUGAUCAACGAGUCCAAGUGCAUCGCACCCAAUGCCAACAACCUGCAGCUGAUCUUCGCCCACGACCGGGCCAUAAUGCGGAUGUUCGCCCACGGCGCCGAUCCCCGGAUCCUGGCGAACGCCACCGCCGCGGCGGGCGUCUCCUUCCACUAUGCCCGGAACACGCUCUACUGGUCGGACAUCAAGACGCGAAAGGUGCAGUCCCUGCCCCUGAAUCCCCUCAACAAGGGCCUGUCCUCCUUCGACCAGACCCUGCCCGGCACCUGGGCACCGGUGGCUCUGGCCGUCGACUGGGUGGGCGACAAGAUCUAUGUGGCCGAUCUGGUGGGCCAGAAGAUCGACGUCUUCGAGCUGAGCGGCCAGUGGCACGCCGUCGUCCUGGGCUCGAACCUGACCAGUCCCGCCGAUCUGGCGCUCGACCCCACCUCGGGCCUGAUGUUCGUCGCCGACGGAGGUCAGGUGCUGCGCGCACAUAUGGACGGCACCCAUGCCCGGUCGAUCGUCUCCGAGGCGGCGUACAAGGCCAGCGGCGUGACCGUGGACAUCAUUGGCAAGCGGGUCUUCUGGUGCGACUCCCUGCUGGACUACAUCGAGUCCGUGGACUACGAGGGCGCCCACCGCGUGAUGGUGCUGCGGGGACAGCAGGUGCCGAGUCCGUCGCGCCUGGCGCUCUUCGAGAACCGCAUCUACUGGACGGACGCCACCAAGCAGGGCAUCAUGUCCGUGGACAAGUUCGAGGGCCCCAGCUCCAUUCAGGUGACGUACAAGGCCAAGGACAUUCGCGAGCCCAAGGGCAUCAUUGCGGUGCACGCGCUCAGCCAGCCGCGCGUCUCGAAUCCGUGCGGCAACAACAACGGCGGCUGCAACCACAUGUGCAUCGUGACCGCCGUGAAGGGGGCGCCCACGGGGCUGGGCUUCCGGUGCGCCUGCUCGACGGGUUACCAGCUGGAGACCGACCUGAAGCUGUGCAAGCCCGUAGGGGAGUUCCUCAUGUACUCGCAGCAGCGUUUCAUCAAGGGCAAGGUACUGGAGCCGGUCAUCGAAGGAUUCAGCGACGCCAUCAUGCCGGUGGUGUCGCGGAGGGCCCGCUUCGUGGGCCUGGACUUCGAUGCGCGGGACGAGUUCAUCUACUACUCGGACGUGCUGCAGGACGUCAUCUAUCGGGUGCACAGGAACGGCACUGGCCGGGAGAUCGUCCUGGCCUCCCAGAACGAGGGCGUCGAGGGCCUGGCCGUCGACUGGGCCUCCAAGAACCUCUACUACAUUGACUCCCGCAAAGGCACCCUCAACGUGCUCUCCACCCGCAACGUGACCCACCGCCGCACCCUGCUGAAGAACCUCAAGCGCCCGCGCGCCAUCGUCGUCCAUCCGAAUCGGGGCUUCAUCUUCUUCUCCGAGUGGGACCGACCGGCGAACAUCACCCGCGCCAACACCGACGGCACUGGCCUGCUGGUCUUCAAGAACGUGACCCUGGGCUGGCCCAACGGCCUGUCCAUUGACUUCAAGGAGGACCGCGUCUACUGGUGCGAUGCCCUCCUCGAUCACGUCCAGCACGCGAAUCUGGAUGGCACUGACAUCAAGACCGUGAACUCCCGACUCGUCCGCCACCCGUUCUCCAUUGUGAUCCACAACGAUUGGAUGUACAUCACGGACUGGCGGCUGGACGCCAUCAUCCGGCUGCACAAGCUCACCGGCGAGCAGGAGGAGAUGAUGGUGCGCGAGCCGCAAACGAAUCGCCUCUACGGCGUCAAAGUCUACAGCCACGAGGUCCAGCGCAUCGCGGACACACAGCCCUGCAAUCGCAACAACGGCGGCUGCCAGAAGAUCUGCUUUGCCGUGCCCAUCGCCCCCCAGAAUGCCACCGCCGGAGGAGCGGAGAUUGCCCCCUCGGUUGGUCGCCUCCAGGCGCGCUGCUCCUGCCCCUACGGCGAGCGUCUCGCCGAGGAUCAGAUGAGCUGCGUCCCCGACCCCAGUGCCGAACCACCCGUCCAGCCGUGCCCCAACUCGUGGGACUUCACGUGCACCAACCAGCGCUGCAUUCCCAAGUCCUGGGUCUGCGACGGCGAUGACGACUGUCUGGACAACAGCGAUGAAGAGCAGAACUGCACAAAACCCACCUGUGGAUCGAACGAGUUCCAGUGCAGAUCGGGACGCUGCAUACCGCAGAAUUUCCGCUGCGACCAGGAGAACGACUGCGGGGACAACUCCGACGAGCUGGAUUGCGGAAACGUGACCUGCGGCACCUCGCAGUUCGCCUGCGCCAACGGGCGGUGCAUUCCGAACAUGUGGAAGUGCGACAGCGAGAACGAUUGCGGGGACAGCAGCGACGAGGGCGACUUCUGUGCGGAGAAGACCUGCGCCUACUUCCAGUUCACGUGUCCGCGAACGGGCCACUGCAUACCGCAAAGCUGGGUGUGCGACGGCGACGACGACUGCUUCGACAAGCAGGACGAGAAGGACUGUCCGCCGAUUAGCUGUCUGACCAACCAGUUCAAGUGCUCCGACCUGCGGCAGUGCGUGGAGGAGUCGUACAAGUGCGACGGCAUACCGGACUGCAACGACGGCAGCGACGAGGUCGGCUGCCCCUCGAUGGGGCCCAACCAGUGCAACCUGGAGAAGCACUUCCGCUGCAAGUCGACGGGCUUCUGCAUACCGAUCGCCUGGCACUGCGACGGCUCCAACGACUGCUCCGACCACUCGGACGAGCAGGACUGCGGCCAGAUAACCUGCGCCCAGAACUUCUUCAAGUGCAACAACACCAACUGCGUGUUCAAGGCGUACAUCUGCGACGGCAAGGACGACUGCGGCGACAACUCGGACGAGGGGGCGGAGCACGCGUGCGUGCCGCCGCCGUUCAAGUGCCCCCACGGCCAGUGGCAGUGUCCGGGCGUGAGCGAGCGCUGCGUGAACAUCACCUCCGUCUGCGACGACACCCCCGACUGUCCGAACGGGGCCGACGAGGGCGAGGGCUGUGACCUGGCCGAGUGCGAACACCAGACGGGCCAGUGCUCCAGCUUCUGCCAGAAGACGCCCAACGGGGCGCUCUGCGUUUGCCCCCCGGGCUCGGAGAUCGGCGAAGACGGCUUUACCUGCAUCGACACCAACGAGUGCGAUCCGCCCGGACUCUGCUCGCAGCAGUGCACCAACACGAAGGGCUCGUACUUCUGCUCGUGCCAGGACGGCUACGUCCUGGAGCCGAACAAGCACACCUGCAAGGCCGUCAACCACACGGCUGCCUUCCUGAUCAUAUCCAACCGCCACUCCAUCCUCGUGGCGGACCUCAAGGAGCAGGGCCUGGAGCGGGUGCCCAUCAUCGUGGAGAACGUGGUGGCCACCGCCUCGAACAUGCACACAGGCACCAUCUUCUGGAGCGACAUGAAGCUGAAGAAGAUCUCGCGCCUGGACCGCGGCAUGGAGCCCCAGGAGAUCAUCAAUACGGGCCUGGACCUGGUCGAGGGCCUGGCCUACGACUGGAUUGCCCAGAACCUCUACUGGCUGGACAGCAAGCUCAACACCAUCGAGGUGUCCGCCGAGAAUGGCUCGAACCGACUGGUCCUGGUGCGGGAGAACAUCACACAGCCGCGCGGCAUGUGCAUCGAUCCGAGUCCUGGGGCGCGCUGGAUCUUCUGGACCGACUGGGGGGAGAACCCGCGCGUCGAGCGCAUCGGCAUGGACGGCACUAUGCGGAAGACGAUCAUCAACACGAAGAUCUACUGGCCGAAUGGCCUCACCCUGGAUAUAGCCACCAAGAGGGUCUACUUUGCCGACUCAAAGCUGGACUUUAUCGACUUUUGCUACUACAACGGCACCGGGCGGCAGCAGGUGCUGGCCAGCAGCCACUACCUGCUCCAUCCGCACUCGCUGUCCCUCUUCGAGGACACACUGUACUGGACGGACCGACAGCUGAACCGCGUGCUCUCCGCGAACAAGUUCCGGGGCAAGAACCAGACGGUCGUCUCCCAUCUGAUCAGCCAGCCGCUGUCCAUUCACGUGCACCACGCCAGCCUGCAGCCGAUGCACCCGAACCCCUGUGCCCAGGCUAAGUGCCAGCACCUGUGCCUGCUCAGUCCCAGCGUCACCGAGGGCUACUCGUGCAAGUGCAAGCCCGGCUUCAAGCUACUCAGUGAGGGGCGGUGCAUCGAGGAGGAGAACCCCUUCCUGAUGGUCGUCAAGGGCACGCAGAUCGUGGACCUGCCGCUCAACGGCGGGGAUGCUCGGGCCGGCGCCCUGGCCCCCGUCAUCGGCAUCGAGAGCAGCACCGGCCUGGACUUCGAUCGCAAGGGCGAGACCCUGUACUGGGUGCAGGGACGCGAGGACGACGACGAGAACUGCACCAUUUACACGACGCCCUACGGCGGCGGCAACAAGACCCUCUUCCUGGGGGCGGACAACGGGAUUGUGGGGGCGCCGUACACGAUCGCCUUCGACUGGCUGGGCCGGAAUCUGUACAUCGGCAACCGGGUGGCCAGCAACAUCGAGGCCGUGCGGGUGGACGGCAAGCAGAAGUACCGCACUAUAAUCUUGGCCAACGACGGCUACCCCAACUCGGUGUCCAGGCCCAAGCAGAUCGUCCUGGAUCCCAGCGAGGGAAAGCUCUUCUGGAUCGACAACGGAGUGCUCGAGGUCCCGGUGAAGAUCGGCCGCGUUGACAUGAACGGACAGAAUGCGCAGCUUCUGUUCCAGGACCUCACCCAUCCGGAGAGCAUUGCCGUGGACAUUGAUAAGAAAAUGCUGUACUACAGCUCCAGCAACCCGCCCGUCAUCGGCUCAAUGGACUACAACGGGGAGGACCACACGAUCAUCAUGACCGACGGCCAUCCCAUUGCCAAGCCCCGCAGCCUGGGGAUCCUCGACCACCGGCUCUACUACCUGGAUCCCGUCUACGAGAAGAUCGUGCGCGUGGACCUGCCGAAUGGGGACAACCGCAAGACCAUCGUUGACAACGAGCCGGAUCUGCGCUCGAUGAUGAUCUACAAGAAGCGGGCCACCAUGCAGCACCCCUGCCAGACGAACAACGGUGGCUGCAAGCACCUGUGCAUCCCGGGGCCGGCGGCCACUCGCACCUGCGCCUGCGGCAUCGGGUACCGCAAGGAGAACGAGAUCAACUGCGUGGCCUACAAGACAUUCGCGGUCGUCUCGCAGCUGGACAUGAUCCGCGGCUACAGCCUGAGCGACAGUUCCGAGGCGAUGGUCCCCGUCAGCGGACCGGGCCACCAUAUCCUCCACGUGGACGUCAUGUACCGCGAGCAGUGGAUCUACUGGGCGGAGUUCAAUCGCGGCUACUGGAACGGCAUCUUCCGGUCGCGUCCGAACGGCACCGACUUGCAGCAUGUGGUCAAGGACGGUAUUGGGAGCAACGGCAUCCGGGGCCUCACCAUCGACUGGGUGGCGGGCAACAUGUACUUCACCAAUGUGUAUCCGCACGAGAACUACGUGGAGGUCAGCUGGCUGGACGGCAGCAACCGCAAGGUGCUCGUGAAGACCACCAACGAUGCCCCGCGAGAGCUGGCCGUGGACCCCAUCAAGCGGCUGCUCUACUGGAUCGACUACGGCCAGCAUCCGCGGAUCGGCAAGGCCCUGCUCGACGGCAGCAAGUGGACACCCCUGGUCACCUCGGGCAUAUCCCUGCCCCGCGACCUCACCAUCGACAUGCAGACGCACGACAUCUAUUGGGUGGACUCGAAGCUGGACACCAUACAGAAGAUCUCGUACAGCGGGGCGAACCGCAAGGUCAUCCGGCGGGACCUGCCCAGCCCCAUGGGCAUUGCCGUGUACCUCAACGACGUCUACUGGGUGGACCGCAACCUGAUGACCGUCUUCAAGGCCUCCAAGCACAACACCAACGACUCCGUGGUGACGCGGGUGCGCACCAACCUGGAGAAGCUGCGCGACAUCGCCAUCUACAACAUCAACAACCAACCGCAGGACGACACCAAUCCCUGCGCCCAUCUCGGGAACGGCGGCUGCGACCAGCUCUGCUUCAGCUUUCCCCCGGACUCGGGCGCCAGCACGGGAGGACGCAACUUCAGGUGCGAGUGCGCCACCGGGAAGCUGGGGGCAGACGAGCGGAAGUGCGAGUCGGUCAACGAGUAUCUGGUGUUUGCCACACGCACGGAGAUCCGGGCCGUCAACCUCGACCCCCACUCGACGGAGGUGCCCUUCACGCCGCUCACGAACCUCACGAAUGUCGUGGGCCUGGACUUUGACUUUGCUGACAACCGAAUGCUGUACACGCAGAUCCGGCCGUGGGCCAAGAUCGCCUACACGAAGGCCAACAAGCCGAGCCACAGCGACAUCACGGUGGUCCUCAACAAGGGCAUCAAUCCCGAGGGCAUCGCCUACGACUGGACCCAGCACAAGAUCUACUGGACGGACAGCUCGAACAACUCCAUUUACGCGAUGAAUCUCGACGGCACCGAGCUGGUGAUGAUUGCCCGAGUCGAGAGGCCGCGGGCGAUCGUCCUGGACCCCUGCAACGGCACACUGUUCUUCACCGACUGGGGCCGCUUCGGCACCUCCGGCAAGAUCUUCCGCACGACGAUGGCCGGCUCCCUGAAGCGGGCCAUUGUGGACAAGGACCUGUCGCAGCCGAGCGGCCUGGCCAUCGACUAUGACGAGCGACGCCUCUACUGGACGGAUGCCGUGCGCGAGAAGAUCGAGCGAAGUGACCUGGAGGGUCGCAACCGAGAGCUCCUGGUGGCGGCCACCAUCUACCCCUUCGCCAUCACCGUCUUCCGCAACUACAUCUACUGGACGGACCUGCAGCUGCGCGGUGUCUAUCGGGCGGAGAAGCACACGGGCGCCAACAUGGUGGAGAUGGUGAAACGGCUGGAGGACUCGCCGCGCGACAUCCGCAUCUACAGCGCCGACAGGCAGAAGUGCGACGUCAAUCCCUGCCGGAUCAACAACGGCGGCUGUGCCCAGAGCUGCCACCCGGCGCCCAACGGCAAGGCCGAAUGCAAGUGCGACGACAACACGAAGGUCGUGAACGAGGGACGGAUGUGCGCACCGCGCAACAACACGUGCGAGGCGAGCAAGUUCUACUGCCAGAACGGACGCUGCAUCUCGAGGAUGUGGUCGUGUGACGGGGACGAUGACUGCGGCGACAACUCGGACGAGGAUCCCAACUACUGCGCCUACCACUCGUGCUCGCCGAACGAGUUCCGCUGCAACAACGGACGAUGCAUCUUCAAGUCGUGGAAGUGCGACCACGAGAACGACUGCAAGGACGGCUCCGACGAGCUGGGAUGCACAUAUCCGCCCUGCGUGGACGGGGAGUUCACGUGCGGCAACGGACGGUGCAUACCGCAGGCGCAGGUCUGCAACGGGGUGAACGAUUGCAAGGACAACGCCACCUCCGACGAGACGCACGAGCGCUGUCCCAUGAACACCACCUGUCCGGCGAACCAUCUCAAGUGCGAGAAGACCAACAUCUGCGUGGAACCGUACUGGCUAUGCGACGGCGACAACGAUUGUGGCGACAACUCCGACGAGGAUCCGUUGCACUGCGGCCAGCGCACGUGCCCCACCAACAGCUUCCGUUGCCCCAACCACCGCUGCAUACCCGCCACCUGGUACUGCGACGGCGACGACGAUUGCGGUGACGGUGCCGACGAGCCGCCAGAUUACUGCAAGUCCGAGGGUCGCACCUGCUUCGGGGACCUCUUCACCUGCGACAAUGGCAACUGCAUUCCGAGGAUCUACAUAUGCGACGGAGACAACGACUGCCUGGACAACAGCGACGAGGACAAUCGCCAUCAGUGCAAUGAUCGCAAGUGCGACGAGGAGACGGAGUUCACGUGCGUGGAGAACAAGUCGUGGCAGCGGGCACAGUGCAUACCCAAGAAGUGGAUCUGCGAUGGUGACCCCGACUGCGUGGACGGAGCCGAUGAGAACACCACCCUGCACAACUGUGCCACCCAGCAGCCCUGCGGCGAGGACAUGUUCACCUGCGGAAACGGCAGGUGCAUCAACAAGGGCUGGCUCUGUGAUCACGACAACGACUGCGGUGACGGCACCGACGAGGGCAAGUUCUGCAACUCAAAGUACAAGACCUGCUCGCCCCAGGAGUUCACCUGCCAGAACUUCAAGUGCAUCCGGAACCAGUACCGGUGCGAUGGCGAGGACGACUGCGGCGAUCAUUCGGACGAGGUGAACUGCAAAAAGGACAACGUCACCUGUCCGCAGGGUCAGUUCGCCUGCACCAACGGACAGUGCAUCGACUACAGCCUAGUGUGCAACAAGUACCCGGACUGCUCGGACGAGUCCGACGAGCCCGCCCACUGCAACGUGGACGAGUGCGCCAAGGUGGAGAUCAAUCAGUGCGGACACAAGUGUGUGGACACCCUCACCAGCUACUACUGCGACUGCAACGAAGGCUACAAACUCUUGGCCGACGGCAAGGCGUGCGCGGAUGUGGACGAGUGCCUGGAGCAGCCGGGUGCCUGCUCGCAGCACUGCUCGAAUACGCCGGGCAGCUUCUACUGCAAGUGCGACGAGACCUACUACGAGCGGCAGAACGACGAGCACACGUGCAAGCGGAAGGACAACAUACCGCCGUGGCUGAUCUUCACCAACAAGUACUACGUGCGCAACAUGUCCGUGGACGGCCACCAGUACAACCUGAUGCACCAGGACCUGAUGAACGUGGUGGCCCUGGACUUCGACAUCCGCGAGGAGUACAUGUACUUCUGCGACGUGACGGCCAAGACCAUAUUCCGGGCCAAGUACACGAGCCCCGAGGACGAGACGCCGCCGGAGCGCGAGGCCGUCAUCCGGCACGACUCGCACGGCCUCGAGGGCAUCGCCAUCGACUGGGUGGGCCGCAAGCUGUACUGGCUGGACCGCCACUCGAAGAACCUAGACGUGUCCGAGCUGGACGGCACCAAGCGGAAGACCCUGCGCAGCGGCGUUGUCGAUCCCCGAGCCAUUGUCGUGCACCCGGGCAUCGGGUACCUGUACUUCACCUCCUGGCAUCUACAGGCCUACAUCGCCAAGAUGGGCAUGGACGGAUCGAACUUCACGCGCAUCCUCAACUGGAACGACGGCAUCGCAUGGCCCAAUGCCCUGUCCAUCGACUACUUCACGGACCGCAUCUACUGGGCGGACGCCCAUCUCGACUACAUCGCGUACGCCGAUCUGGAGGGGCGACACCGACACACGGUGCUCUCGGGCAACCGGGUGCCACACGUGUUCGCGCUGAGCCUGUUCGACGACUUCAUUUACUGGAGCGACUGGAACCUGAAGGCCAUUGUGCGGGCCAACAAGUUCCACGGAGCCAACUACACCGUCCUGAGGAACACCACCCACCGACCCUACGACAUACAUAUCAACCACCCGCUCCGGCAGCUGCCGUACACGAACCCCUGCGGCACCAACAACGGCGGAUGCUCGCACCUCUGCCUGAUCGCCCCGCCGCCCGAGUCCACGUACCUCAACAUCGAGGGAUACAUCGAGGAGGGGGCCCCCAUCUACAAGUGCGCCUGCCCCAACCAGUUCUACCUGGCACGCGACUCGAAGACCUGCAUCGCCAACUGCACGGCGGGCCAGCACCUGUGCGGCGGCCGGGACGAGAAGUGCAUUCCGUGGUUCUGGAAGUGCGACGGCGAGAAGGACUGCAAGGACGGCAGCGACGAGCCGGCGACCUGUGCCCCCAGGCACUGCCGCGCCGGCACCUUCCAGUGCAAGAACACCAACUGCACGCCCUCGGCCACGAUCUGCGACGGCGUCGACGACUGCGGCGAUCGCAGCGACGAGCAGAACUGCGAGCUGCCCUGCCCCCUGUCCGACUUCAAGUGCAAGUCCAGCGGUCGCUGCAUCCUCGACAGCUGGCGCUGUGACGGCGAUGCCGACUGCAAGGACGGCAGCGAUGAGGACCCAGCCGUAUGCUUCAAGCGAACGUGCGACCCCAAGACAGAGUUCGCGUGCAAGAACGGACGCUGCAUACCGCAGCUGUGGAUGUGCGACUUCGACAACGACUGCGGCGACGACUCCGACGAGCCCGCGUACAUGUGCCGGCAGAGGAACUGCACCACCGGCUGGCAGCGCUGUCCGGGACAGUCCAACUACCGCUGUAUUCCCAAGUGGCUGUUCUGCGAUGGCAAGGACGACUGUCGCGACAACAGCGACGAGCUGCCCGAGAACUGUCCCAAGUGCUCGGCGGAGACCGAUUUCAAGUGUGGCAACAACCGAUGCAUACCCAAGCAAUGGAUGUGCGACUUUGCGGACGACUGCGGCGACGCCACUGACGAAAACGAGGCAAUCUGCAAGGGACGCUACCGGGAGUGCUCCGAGUCGGAGUUCCGCUGCGGCAACGGCAAGUGCAUCUCGUCGCGUUGGCAGUGCGAUCAUGAGGACGACUGCGGCGACAACUCGGACGAGAUGCACUGCGAGGGCUACCAGUGCAAGAACGGGACGUUCCAGUGCGCCUCGGGCCACUGCAUUGCUUCCUACUUCCGCUGCGAUGGGGACCGCGACUGCCGCGACAUGUCCGACGAGGUGGGCUGUCCGCCGCGCUUCCCCGGCGGCCGCUACUGCCCGGAGUCCCGCUUCCAGUGCAACAACAACCUGUGCGUCUCCCUAUCGGACCUGUGCGACGGCACCGACGACUGCGGCGACGGCAGCGACGAGGACCCGAACGUGUGCAGCGACUUCAACUGCGACACUCUGCGGCGCUUCCAGUGCGCCAACCAUCGGUGCGUGGCCCGCUACCAGAUCUGCGAUGGCGUCGACAACUGCGGCGACGGCAGCGACGAGAACAACAUGACCCUCUGCGCCAGCAAGCAGAAGCCCUGCGACCUCUACACGCAGUUCCAGUGCGCCAACAAGCACUGCAUCGAGCGGUCGCAGGUGUGCGACUUCUCCGACGACUGCACCGACGCCAGCGACGAGCUGGGGUGCCACCACACGGCCAGCUGCUCGGAGCAGAACCGCGGCGGGUGCCAGCACCACUGCCACAACCUGACGGACGGCGGUUACAUCUGCACCUGCUAUCCGGGCUACAUCAUCUCCCACGACAACAAGAAGAGGUGCGCGGACGUCGACGAGUGCCUCACGCGGCAGCACACCUGCUCGCACCAGUGCCACAACCUGAACGGCACCUAUUCGUGCAGCUGCCGCGAGGGCUUCCGCCUGGCGGACGGCGCCAGCGGCGUAUGUCGGGCGGAGAAGGAGGACGUCGUGCUGGUGUUCGCCAACGGCCAGGAGAUACGCGGCCUGGACCUGCAGAAGCGGGAGGAGUUCGACGUGAUUGCCGCGGAGAAGCGCAUCGAGGCGCUCGACUACGACGCCCAACAGCAGAUCAUCUUCUGGGCGGACAGCUACGACAAGACGAUCAAGCGCUCCUACAUGGUGAACGCCAUCGAUGGGCGGGCCAAGAUCGGCUUCGCCCAGGACCUGAACAUGAAGGGCGGCUCCAAGCCGACGGCCGUGGCCGUGGACUGGCUCGCCUCGAACCUCUACUGGACGGAGAUGGACCGGACGGGAUCCAAGCCGCGCGGACGCGUCAUGGUGGCCAAGACAGACGGUCGCUAUCGUCGCUCCAUCGUGAACGCUGGCCUGGAGGUGCCCACCUCCAUAGCGGUGAACCCCCAGCUGGGACGCAUCUACUGGUCGGAUGCGGGCUCAGCGCCCAAGAUCGAGGUCUCCUGGAUGGACGGCUCCAAGCGACGACCCCUCAUCACUGAGCAGAUUCGACAUCCCGCCGGCCUGACCAUCGACUACUCGCAGGACCACAUCAUCUACUGGGUGGACACCAAGCUGAACGCCAUUGAGUCGAUGCGGGCCGAUGGGUCCAUGCGGAAGGCCAUCGUCAAGGGCGAUCAGCUGCGACAUCCGGUCUCACUGGACCUCUUCGAGUCGAACAUGUUCUGGGUCACGCGCGACACCGGCGAGCUCCUACGCCAGGACAAGUUCGGGCGCGGCGUCCAGGUGGUGCUCCACCGCAACCUGGUGAAUCCGUCCGGCCUCAAGGUCUACCACGACAGGCGCUACAACACCUCGCUCCCGAACCCCUGCGACAACUCCACCUGCUCCCACCUCUGCCUGCUGGUGCCCGGCGGCCGCCGCUGCGCCUGCCCGGACACCUCUGGCCCGCUUCCCUCCCACCGCAGCACCGCCGAGGUCAUCUGCGACGCCGCCGCCGAGCAUCCGCGCCCAGCGCCGCGCAUCUGCCCCUGCCAGAACGGCGGCCUGUGCAAGGAGAACGACCAGGGCGAGCUCGUCUGCGAGUGCCUGGCCGAGUUCCGCGGCGAGCACUGCGAGAAGAGCACAACGGGCGCCUUCGGCCAUGGCGGCGCGAACGUCACCGCCGUCGUUGUGCCCAUCAUGGUCAUUCUGCUGGUGAUGAUGGCCGCCGCUGGGGCCUGGUAUGUCAUUCGCAAGCGUCCAUUUGGCAAGCUGGCGCGCAUGCCAGCGAUGACGUCGUCGCAGAGCGUCACCUUCCGGCACGGGUCCAACGUGGAGUUCAGCGAGAGCGGCUUCCCGGGCGCCUCGGCCCCGGGGGCUGAUGUGGCGCCCAUCGAGGGCUACAACCUGCAGACGGUGAACGCGAACAAGGCGCGCGACUUUGCCAAUCCCAUGUACGAUGCCGUGCAGUCGGGCACCACCACGGAUCCGGGCAUGGGCAAUGGAUCGGGCAUCUACGAUGUCCCCGGAGAGCCGAGCAAGUCGAAGGCGAUGGGCCACCCGCAUGCCACGAGCGGCGGCUCCUUCACGGAGCCCGCCUCUGCCAUCAUUGCCCCGAGCAGCAUCACACACAAGUCGUCGCCGCAGCUGCAGCUUCGCACGCGGGAGCUGGACCCCUCCGCCGACACCGGCAAGGACACACAGUUCCUUGUGGAGGAAGACAAAUCCGAGUGCUGAUAUCAAGCCCGUCAAGCUG